AUGGGGCAGCGAGUUGGGGUCGUGGUGGUCACCAUGGGGUUGGAAGCCCAUGAUGGGGUGCUGUGGGUCUUACCCCUCCUCCCUGCCCCACGGCGUCAGGCCACCGAGGAGCCCCCCAGCACCGCCGAGAACCUCCGGCCCUUCAACCUCGUCAUCCCCUUCACCGUGCAGAAGGGUGAGAUCACAGGGGAGGUGAGGAUGCCCUCGGGGAAGACGGCGCGACCCAACAUCACCGACAACAAGGACGGGACGGUGACGGUGCGGUACGCCCCCACCGAGAAGGGCCUCCACGAGAUGGACAUCCGCUACGACGGCAACCACAUCCCCGGGAGUCCCCUCCAGUUCUACGUGGACGCCAUCAACCCCCGACACGUGAGCGCCUACGGGCCGGGCCUGAGCCACGGCAUGGUCAACAAGCCUUGCACCUUCACCAUCGUCACCAAGGACGCCGGGGAGGGUGGGCUCUCCUUGGCGGUGGAGGGUCCUUCCAAGGCGGAGAUCACCUGCCAGGACAACAAGGACGGGACCUGCACCGUGUCCUACCUCCCCACCGCCCCCGGGGACUACAACAUCAUUGUCCGCUUCGACGACAAGCACAUCCCAGGCAGCCCCUUCACCGCCAAGAUCACCGGGGAUGACUCCAUGCGGACGUCCCAACUCAACGUGGGCACCUCCACCGACGUCUCGCUGAAGAUCACGGAGACGGACCUGAGCCUGCUGACGGCCAGCAUCCGGGCGCCCUCGGGCAACGAGGAGCCCUGUCUCCUCAAGAGGUUGCCCAACCGCCACAUCGGUAUCUCCUUCACGCCCAAGGAGGUGGGCGAGCACGUGGUGAGCGUGAAGAAGAGCGGGCAGCACGUCACCAACAGCCCCUUCAAGAUCCUGGUGGGACAGUCGGAGAUCGGGGACGCCAGCCGGGUGAAGGUGUGGGGCAAGGGGCUGGUGGAAGGUCACACCUUCGAGGUGGCCGAGUUCAUCGUGGACACACGAAGCGCCGGCUACGGUGGGCUGGGCCUGUCCAUCGAGGGGCCCAGCAAGGUGGACAUCAACUGCGAGGACGUGGAGGACGGGACCUGCAAGGUCACCUACUGCCCCACCGAGCCCGGCAACUACAUCAUCAACAUCAAGUUCGCCGACAAACACGUCCCAGGGAGCCCCUUCACGGUGAAGGUGACGGGUGAAGGUCGGAUGAAGGAGAGCAUCACCCGCCCGCGCCAGGCCCCCUCCAUCGCCACCAUCGGCAGCACCUGUGACCUCAACCUCAAGAUCCCAGGGAACUGGUUCCAGAUGGUGUCGGCGCAGGAGCGCCUGACGCGCAGCUUCACGCGGAGCAGCCACACGUACACGCGCACGGAGCGCACGGAGAUCAGCAAGACGCGGGGCGGAGAGACCACGCGCGAGGUGCGGGUGGAGGAGUCCACCCAGGUCGGAGGAGACCCCUUCCCCCCAGGCGUCUUCGGGGGCUUCCUGGCCAGAGAGGGGCUGGGCUCCUUCGGGACCCUCGCCCGCGCACAGGAGG
This is a messenger RNA of Calidris pugnax (ruff), 1519 nucleotides long. RefSeq names its product filamin-C-like. Gene Ontology annotation, molecular function: actin filament binding. NCBI's taxonomy places the organism in Eukaryota, Metazoa, Chordata, Aves, Charadriiformes, Scolopacidae. The annotation marks the transcript as partial. The transcript is spliced from 9 exons. The record is from RefSeq and is a predicted model, not a curated record. Gene Ontology annotation, biological process: actin cytoskeleton organization.